Molecule: messenger RNA, 943 nt
Organism: Phoenix dactylifera (date palm)
Lineage: Eukaryota; Viridiplantae; Streptophyta; Magnoliopsida; Arecales; Arecaceae
Product: small ribosomal subunit protein uS4y-like
Biological process (GO): translation; ribosomal small subunit biogenesis
Cellular component (GO): cytosolic small ribosomal subunit
Molecular function (GO): rRNA binding; structural constituent of ribosome
Source: RefSeq, a predicted model, not a curated record
GCGAUCUAGGGUUUUGCGGUCGAUCUCUCGGCCCUCCUCCUGCUGCUCCUCUUUCCUUUGGCUUCAGGGAGCGAGCGUGCGAGAGCAGACGGCGAGGUAACAAGCCAUGGUCCACGUUAGCUUCUACCGCAACUAUGGGAAGACUUUCAAGAAGCCCCGUCGUCCAUAUGAGAAGGAGCGUUUGGAUGCGGAGCUGAAGCUUGUUGGAGAGUACGGGCUCCGGUGCAAGCGGGAGCUUUGGAGGGUCCAGUAUGCACUGAGUCGCAUCCGUAAUGCUGCAAGGGAGCUCCUCACCCUCGAUGAGAAGAAUCCACGGAGGAUAUUUGAGGGAGAGGCCCUCUUGCGCCGGAUGAACCGGUUCGGGCUUCUUGAUGAGAACCAGAACAAGCUUGAUUAUGUUCUGGCCCUCACCGUGGAGAACUUCCUCGAGCGCCGGCUCCAGACACAGGUGUUCAAGUCUGGAAUGGCCAAAUCUAUCCAUCAUGCCAGGGUCCUCAUCAGGCAGCGCCACAUCAGGGUGGGCCGCCAGGUGGUGAACAUUCCUUCCUUUAUGGUGAGGGUUGACUCGGCUAAGCACAUUGAUUUUGCUCUCAAUAGCCCAUUUGGUGGAGGCCGCCCUGGAAGAGUGAAGCGAAAGAACCAGAAGGCAGCAGCCAAAAAGGCAGCAGGAGGUGAUGGUGAUGAGGAAGAUGAAGAUUAAGAGCUUGAUUAUGGUCCUAGUAGCAAAUAAUUGUCAAUUUAGUUUCUAAAAUAUUGCUAUGAAGACUCUUGUUAGAUUCAGCUAGUAAACCAUCUUGUUCUUUCUUUUCUGACUAUUGGAAUAUGAUUUUGUGUUGCUCUAUUCUCUCAGCUCUUAUUUGGAUGUUAUAUAUGUUGAUGUUAUAUUAUGAGAGUAUGCUGAAAGUGGAUUGCAUCACCGAUGUGAUGCAGUAGUUUGCACUGA